AUGUUGAAUAUAAGACAACUGGCACAAAUACGGGCUCCUCUAAUAAGGAAAUGUGUUGGAAUCCUGAAAUUGGCUCUGCGUUAUUCUUCAGUAGAUACAAAUCAGUCAACUAAGAUUCAAAUAAAUGAACUUGAUGGUAAAUGGGCUGAACGUUGGAAGAACAUGUCACCUAAUGGAUCAUUACAUCCAAGCAAACAUAUAGUAGAUGAACUGGCCGAACCGUUUUAUUGUUUGUCUAUGUUUCCUUAUCCAUCCGGAAUGCUUCAUAUGGGUCACCUUAGGGUCUACACUAUUAGUGAUGUCAUUGCUAGAUUUAAAAGACUUAAAGGGUACAAUGUCAUUCAUCCUAUGGGGUGGGAUGCAUUUGGCUUACCAGCGGAAAAUGCAGCUGUAGAAAGAGGGAUAAAUCCGGCUAUAUGGACUGAUAGUAAUAUCCAAAAGAUGAAAGAACAAAUGAGUUUAAUGCUAGCAGAUUUCGAUUGGGAUAGAGAAAUCUCUACAUGUUCUCCUGACUAUUAUAAAUGGACACAAAAGAUCUUUUUGCUUCUAUUUGAACACGGUUUAGCAUAUAGAAAUGAAGCCGAGAUAAAUUGGGAUCCAGUUGACCAAACUGUUUUAGCUAAUGAGCAAGUUGACUCCGAAGGAAAAUCAUGGAGAUCAGGUGCACAAGUUGAGAAAAGGAAUCUUGAGCAGUGGUUUAUUGGUAUCACUAAGUACGCAAAAGAUUUAAAUGAAGAUUUAAAAGUUUUAGACAAGUGGCCCGACAAGGUAAAGUCGAUGCAAAGUCAUUGGAUUGGCGAAUCACAGGGAGCGGAGAUUAAGUUUUUAACAGACAAUAAUCAAUUUUCCGAAAUAAAAGUCUUCACUACUAGACCUGACACUUUGUUUAGUGCUCAAUUUAUUGCUUUGGCAUUAAACCACCCAUUGGUCGAGAAACAUGCAGCAAAUGAUCCGAAAUUAGCUCAGUUCAUAAAGAAUUGCGAAAAUUCGGCAAUUGAUUCUAAGGAAGGUCAUUUAAUCGAAGACUUGAAAGUUUCGAUUCCGAUUACGGUGAAUAAUGAAAAAAAUCAUAAAUACGAUAUGCGUGUCUAUGCUGCUCCUUAUGUUUUAGGAACAUACGGACAUGGGGCGGUUAUGGGAUGUCCAGCACAUGAUGAACGUGAUUUUGAGUUCUGGAAACUUCAUAAUCCAACUAUUGCACCUUUGCAACUGGUAGGUAGUCCUAAACCAAACAAGAAUGAAAACAAUGCUCUUUAUACCAAUAAGCAAGGUAUUUUAUAUGAUAGGUCCGUUUUACCUAAUGGGUUACAAGAUUUAGGAAAAUAUAAUAAGAAAUCUACAAGCAAGGCUGCACAUGACAUAGUGGAAACAUUAGAAAGUUAUAAUUUAGGGUCAAAGUCAAUUCAAUAUAGGAUCAGGGAUUGGUUAAUUAGUAGACAAAGGUACUGGGGAGCGCCAAUUCCUAUUGUACAUUGUGAAAGUUGUGGACCCGUCGCGGUUCCAGACGACGAGCUACCAGUAAUGUUGCCAGAAAUUGAAGGACAAAGUUUUGGAAAGGGUAAUCCACUAGCCAAGCUUGAUGAUUUUGUAAAUACGAAAUGUCCUUCUUGUGGAAGUGAUGCCAAAAGAGACACUGAUACAAUGGAUACAUUUAUGGAUUCAUCAUGGUAUUUCUUUCGUUAUACUGAUCCUAUAAAUACUCAAUUACCAUUUGACCAUGCGAUAGCCAGCAAACACAUGCCAAUUGAUAUGUAUAUUGGAGGUGUCGAACACGCAAUUUUACAUUUAUUGUAUUCGAGAUUUAUUUCUAAAUUCUUGGGUAAUAUUGGUUUGUGGGAUGGCAAAGAUUAUAGAUAUGAACCAAUAAAGCAAUUGGUGACGCAAGGUAUGGUACAUGGUAAGACUUAUACCGAUCCAGAAAGUGAGAGAUUUUUGAAACCUGAGGAACUAGAUUUGUCGAAUGUAAAUGAACCUAAAAUAAUCAAAUCGGGUUUGGUUCCAAAUAUUUCAUAUGAAAAAAUGUCCAAAUCUAAAUACAAUGGUGCAGACCCCUCAGAAUGCAUAAAGAAGUAUGGCGCUGAUGCAACAAGAGCACAUAUGCUAUUCCAGGCGCCAAUAUCCGAUAUAUUAAAUUGGAAUGAAGAACAGAUUCAUGGAAUUGAUCGUUGGCUCCGAAAGGUAGUGAAUUUGAAUGAUUUAAUUGCUGAAUCAAUGUCAAAUGACAAUGGGAGAAAAAAUAAUGAUAACUGUACUGAAUACCAAAAUAUUCAAUUAAAUGAUAUUACUUAUGAAACUAUCAAAUUUAAUGAGACGGAAUUUGAGUUGUAUAAUGAUUCCCAGAAUUAUGUUGAAAGUGUUUCCAAGGCCAUUGAAAUUGAUUUUUCGUUUAAUACAAUAAUUUCUGAUUUUAUGAAAUUCACUAACUCAAUUUAUGCAGCAUUAAAGUCAAAAGAUUACGUGAAUUCUAAUUUGUUGCUAGAUUCGUAUAAGAGAUUACUCAUAAUCAUGGCACCAGUAACUCCUUGUGUUGCUGAGGAAUGUUGGGAACAGAUAUCGAAGUCCAUAGGAAGUCCUUGGUCAUCGAUAUUCUUCCAAAAAUAUCCUAAGGUAAACCAUAUUGAAUCUUCAUAUACCUCAUAUAAUGUAUUUGUGAAUGGGAAAGCAAGAGCCCUGUUUAAAGGACAAAAAUCCUUAGUGACUAUGGACGAGCAUGAAAUAUUACAGGAGGCUUUAAAACACGGCGCAAUUAGCCAAUAUGUUCCUGAUGGCGCGAUUAAAAAGAUGAUUGUUAAACCUGGAAUGAUAAGCUUGCUCACGCCAAAGAAAUAG
Molecule: messenger RNA, 2829 nt
Organism: Debaryomyces tyrocola
Lineage: Eukaryota; Fungi; Ascomycota; Pichiomycetes; Serinales; Debaryomycetaceae
Source: the annotation of a GenBank genome assembly